AUGGCCGCAAACGGAACAGCUCCAAGUUCAGGGCAGAACAAGUUCUUCGAGGACUUUGGUGUUUGGAAAGAUGCGCCAGUCUUGACUGGAAGCACCAAGUACGAGCCGCUACCAGACGUCAAAAAUAUUAUGAUCACAGGAGGAGCAGGAUUUAUUGCUUGCUGGCUCGUACGACAUCUUACCUUGACCUAUCCCAACGCAUACAACAUUGUAUCUUUUGACAAGCUUGACUACUGUGCGUCCUUGAACAAUACCCGGGUCCUGCAAGACAAGAAGAACUUCACAUUCUACCAUGGAGAUAUCACCAACCCCUCCGAGGUCAUGGACUGCUUGGAGCGUCACAAUAUUGACACCAUCUUCCACUUCGCCGCACAAUCCCACGUCGAUUUGAGCUUUGGUAACUCAUAUGCUUUCACACACACAAAUGUUUAUGGGACACACGUCCUGUUGGAGAGCGCAAAGAAGGUCGGAAUCAAGAAGUUCAUUCACAUUUCCACCGAUGAGGUCUAUGGAGAGGUCAGGGACGAUGCCGAUGAUCUGUUGGAAACCAGCAUUUUGGCCCCAACGAACCCAUACGCAGCGAGCAAAGCUGCCGCAGAGAUGCUUGUCCACUCGUACCAGAAGAGUUUCAAGCUACCCGUGAUUAUUGUGCGUAGCAACAAUGUUUACGGCCCACAUCAAUACCCCGAGAAAAUUAUUCCCAAAUUCAGCUUGUUGCUCCACCGCGGUCAGCCAGUCGUUUUGCAUGGUGACGGAACCCCAACGAGAAGAUACCUCUUUGCAGGAGAUGCUGCAGAUGCGUUUGACACCAUUCUCCACAAGGGUCAAAUGGACCAGAUCUAUAAUGUCGGCUCUUACGACGAGAUCUCCAACUUGACCUUGUGCUCCAAGCUCCUCACUUACCUCGACAUCUCCCACUCGACACAGGAAGAGCUCCACAAGUGGGUCAAGCACACUGUCGAUCGUCCGUUCAACGAUCACAGAUAUGCCGUAGACGGAACCAAGCUUAGACAGCUCGGCUGGGAACAAAAGACCAGCUUCUCGGACGGAAUGGCCAUCACCGUUGACUGGUACAAGAGAUUUGGCGAGAAGUGGUGGGGUGAUAUCACCAAGGUCCUGACACCUUUCCCAACAGUUACUGGAACCGAGGUUGUUGCUUCCACCGAGUUGGUUGAGGACAUCAAUGACAACAUGAUUGUCGAUAGCGACGACAAGAUGACCCUGGCAAAGAAGAGGAAGACAGACGCUUAG
Messenger RNA from Cadophora gregata, 1251 nucleotides. RefSeq lists its product as uncharacterized. Gene Ontology annotation, molecular function: dTDP-glucose 4,6-dehydratase activity. The record is from RefSeq and is a predicted model, not a curated record. Lineage: Eukaryota; Fungi; Ascomycota; Leotiomycetes; Helotiales; Ploettnerulaceae. Bases 1 to 1251 code for a protein of 416 amino acids. The transcript is spliced from 4 exons. Gene Ontology annotation, biological process: nucleotide-sugar metabolic process.